AUGGGGAAGAGGUUCAGGCUCCGCAUAUCGCGGGUGAUCCCGUCCUUCCAAUCAUGCCGAUCAAAGGAUGACGCGGCGGUGGCGACCGGCGGCGCCGCCGACCUGUUCGAGGUCAAACGCAAGGCGGUCAGCCAGCUUCAGACCAGUUCGAGGUCAAAAGCAUCCCAGAGCUUCGAAUCCGAGGAGCUCUCCGUCCAUGGCUCGAAACAGAGAGACGCCUCCUCAGCGUUCCUCUGGGAGAGAGAUGAUCACUGGCACGUCCUCUCUCGCGUUGACUCCUCCCCGCGCCGCAAGAUCGACUCAGACAACAUGCUGAAGUCAACCAGCGAAGAUGACGACGACGAGGGAUCAGAGACGCCGGAGUCUUCUCACCGGAGUUUCUCGAAUUUUCUUCCCACUCUGAACCCGAUCUUCGAGCCCUGCGAUUCCUCGCCGGCGCAACGCCGGCGACAACUGACGGCGGGGAGCUUCGCGGUAGUGGUGAAGAUGUCGGAGGAUCCGUACGGCGACUUCCGGAGGUCGAUGAUGGAGAUGGUGGCAGAGAAGAGGAUCUACGACGAGGGGGAGCUGGAGCAGCUGCUACGGUGCUUCCUGUCCCUCAAUUCACAACGCCACCACGCCGCCGUCCUCCGCGCCUUCGCCGCAGUGUGGGCCGCCGUGUUCCCCGGCGCCGCCGCCGCAACGCCGGCCGCCAAUUUUCCUCAUCGAACGGUUGGAGAAAGCUGA
Molecule: messenger RNA, 726 nt
Organism: Spirodela intermedia
Lineage: Eukaryota; Viridiplantae; Streptophyta; Magnoliopsida; Alismatales; Araceae
Source: the annotation of a GenBank genome assembly